AAACGAAUGGAGCGCAACCGGGUCUGCAUUUUGCCUUGGUUUGGGUUCUUCUGGGGUGGAGAUGGAGGACUGUGUGAUGAAUUCAGGCGAUUUAGACACAUCAUCGACACUAUUAGCAAAACAAAUUCACUUGAAAUAGUUGAUUAUCGGAUGCAGAAAGUUCCUCAUAUCUGGUGUUGUGGAGACCUGAUGUGACCUGCAGUAGGAAACUCCAGCUGCUGAGGUUAAUUCUCUAACUCUCCACCAUGCAUUGGAUCUCCCCCUUCUUCACAAGGGCUUCCUACAGGAACCGGCAUUUGUCAGUACAAUUUUGUGUCCUACGGACCUUUUCCAGUUAUCUCCAAGAUGAGGUGAUCAAAGAAGUGGUAAAUCAGCCAUUGCCACAGCUGGGAGCUGCUACAGAAAAAGAAAAGAUAAUUCUCAAAACUCCCAAGGGCACCAGAGAUUUUAGCCCAAAGCAGAUGGCCAUCCGGGAGAAAAUCUUCAGCACCAUAAUCAGCUGCUUCAAACGUCAUGGAGCUGUAACAAUAGACACCCCUGUGUUUGAACUGAAGGAACUCUUGUUGGACACCUAUGGGGAGGAGUCAAAGCUGGUCUAUGACCUGAAAGAUCAAGGGGGGGAGCUGCUGUCUCUUCGCUAUGACUUGACUGUGCCAUUUGCUCGCUAUUUGGCCAUGAACAAAAUUACUAAUUUUAAGCGUUACCACAUUGCAAAAGUCUACAGGCGUGACAACCCAGUCAUGACAAAAGGCCGCUACAGAGAGUUCUGUCAGUGUGAUUUCGACAUUGCUGGUCAAUAUGACCCCAUGAUUCCUGAUGCAGAGUGUCUAAAGGUCAUGCAUGAGAUCCUAAGUGCCCUACAAUUUGGAGACUUCCAUAUCCGUAUCAAUGACAGGCGCAUUUUGAGUGGGAUCUUCACAGUGUGCGGUGUUCCCAGUAACAAGUUUGAAACAGCUUGCUCUACCCUUGACAAACUGGACAAGGUGACAUGGGAGGAAGUGAAAAAUGAGAUGAUCAGAGAAAAGGGGGUUUCCCCUGAGGCUGCAGAUUGUAUUGGUGAAUAUGUUCAGCUUCAUGGGGGACUGUGUCUGAUCGAGCAGCUGCUCCAAGAUCCAAAGUUGUCUGUGAGUAAACUGGCCAUGGAAGCACUGGAGGAGAUGAAGUUGCUGUUUGAAUACCUUACCCUGUUUGGCAUCAUAGAUCAGGUUUUCCUGGACCUGAGUCUGGCUCGUGGUCUAGAUUACUACUCUGGAGUGAUCUAUGAGGCUGCCUUGGUGCACCAACAGGAUGGCCACCUAAUGGAGUCUUGCCAUGUGGGCAGUGUGGCUGGAGGCGGGCGUUACGAUGGACUUGUAGCAACAUUUGAUACCAAGCAACGAAAGGUGCCCUGUGUAGGAGUCAGCAUUGGGGUUGAAAGGAUCUUCUCCAUCAUAGAGCAGAAUACUGAGAUGUCCAAGGAGAAGAUCCGCACAGUAGAAACACAAGUGCUCGUGGCAGCUGCUCAGAAGAACUUCCUUGCUGGGAGGAUGAAGCUAAUCACUGAACUAUGGGAUGCUGGCAUCAAGGCAGAGAUGCUUUAUAAGGAAAACCCCAAACUCUUGAAUCAGCUGCAGUACUGCGAAGAAACAGGAAUCCCACUUGUUGUCAUCAUAGGUCAACAAGAGUUGAACGAUGGAGUUGUGAAACUUCGGGAUGUCAUUACCAGGAAAGAGAUUAGUGUUCCCAAGGAGAAUCUCAUAGAAGAGAUCAAGAGAAGGUUAGAGAAAUAGAACCUUUUGUUUCUUCCUUCCUUCCUUUUUUUUAAUCUAGCAGUUUUGUGCUGUCCUAAUGGAAUGCUGCUAGCCUGUAAAGCUGCCUGGGCAGUACUUCUGAGAAUCUGGACUUUUGGUCAAUGCACCUUCCUUCUCUUCCAUUGUGACUAAGCACAUGGCUUCAGGGAAUAUUGACCUUUGAAAGGCAGUUGCUGUUUGUCAUCAUAGACUGUGUGUGUCUUCCAUGCAUACAUGACCAUCUGACUUUCAUUUAAAAAAAUCAAUCCCAGAAUCUAUGUCUAACUGGAAAUAUGUGGUAGUUCCAAUGUGGCUUCCUAGAAUCUGCCAAAUCAGCAUUACAAGGUUAUUCAAUCCGAGUCCAGUACAUGAGGGACUGGCCCUAAGAAUUAGUGUGUUGCACAUGCAGUAACAAGAAGAAGCAAAAUCAGUUGUCCAUUAUAUUCUCAAUGAUUCGCUCCAAAGUUAAUCAAAAACUGCCUCUACUGCUCUGGCCAUUUUGUAUGUUGCAUAAUCUUAAAUGUGCUCUGAGUUAACUGUGCGGAUCCCCAAAAACAAGAAGCACAUAACAAAAGAGAUUGUGUUGGAAAACUAAUUCUAGAAGAUUGAAGAACCUAUCCCUCUGAUCGUUGGCUAAAACAACUGAAUUGGAUCUGAAUAAGCAAAUUCAUUUUUAAAAUGGGUAAUGUUAUAAGGGUUUUUUGUUUGUUUGUUUGUUUGUUUGUUUGCCUUCAUUUCCUAUCCUAUUGGGGUGCUGGAAGAAAUAUCUAUGCCUAGGAAGAAAUAUUCCUACUUUCUCUCUCUCUCUCUCUCUCUCUCUCUCCCUCCCUCCCCUUCUGGUUCCCCCUGCCCCCCAAAGAGGCUGCAGAAGCAACAGCAGCAGCUAUGCCAUGUCUUGGGUAUUACCUUCUCUCACUGGAGUCUCACCUCUUAUCCUCACCCACCCCUUCUCUGCUAUGUAUCAUCAGCACUGGAAUGUUCCACUUUGAAUUAAAUGGAACAAAUAGUUAUUCUGCAUUCUUGCAGAAAGGCUUGAAUAGCUGGUAUUAUAGAAAGCUUUACCUAUAUGUAUUUAUUUUUCAAACAAAAUAAACCUUAGCUAGGGGGAAAAAUACUCUCAGUAA
Molecule: messenger RNA, 2893 nt
Organism: Hemicordylus capensis (graceful crag lizard)
Lineage: Eukaryota; Metazoa; Chordata; Lepidosauria; Squamata; Cordylidae
Product: histidine--tRNA ligase, cytoplasmic-like
Exons: 14
Coding region: 246-1769 (507 amino acids)
Biological process (GO): mitochondrial translation; histidyl-tRNA aminoacylation
Cellular component (GO): cytoplasm; mitochondrion
Molecular function (GO): histidine-tRNA ligase activity; ATP binding; identical protein binding
Source: RefSeq, a predicted model, not a curated record